Linum trigynum is the source of this 3377-nucleotide messenger RNA. NCBI's taxonomy places the organism in Eukaryota, Viridiplantae, Streptophyta, Magnoliopsida, Malpighiales, Linaceae. The record is from the annotation of a GenBank genome assembly.
UAACGUAUUCGAUUUCGGUCGAAAAUGAACCUUAGAUUGCAUUAGUGCUUAUUAUUUUAACCGAAACCGUCAAAGGCUUUUCGGUUUUCACCUGUUGAGGAAACCGAUAAGCCUAUAAAACUGAAACUGAACCCACCCUACUUAAGAUACAUGAACUGAAGAAAGAUUUGAUGAAUGUACGAAGCACAAAUAGACACGAAAUGGACAGAGAAGAGCCGUGGAGCGCAGAAAUGGUGAGAACUUAACCUCAUUAGAGGACACGACAGCUCCAUAACUGGGGCUGGUGCGGUGCCAUACCUUACCUGAAAUGAAAGUUCACUGUUCAGUCAGUGUGGGACUGUGACAUAAAGCCGCCAGUUUUUGUCUUCUAUGAUACAAUUAUACAUGACACUUACCAUUGUCAGUAGAGUACAAUUCAUGCACUAGCAAAGACUGCAAAAAAACAUUCGUGAAUUGGCAUCCAGCCAGCCAGUCAGCCUGAGCCUUGUGAUCCCCAUAAACAUUGCAUCUGAAUUUGCGUUGGUUGUUUUUAUCGUUUUACUAAACUAUCGAGCUAUUGAGGCAUGUUGAUGUUUGUCGGUGUUUAGUACAGGUGAACUUCAUAUUCGAGAUUCAAAUCGCUGAGUGAAAUUAUUGGUGUUUAACAUUGUAAAAGCAGCUGGAACAUGCGUCUAAACUUUUAAGUUGGUCAUGUUAUGGGGGAGGUGGAGAGCCUCUCUAAACCACAUGAGACUGGAAUGAAUAUUGUGAAUUAGCACCAAUUUUUUAUGAGCGCGUUCGUUUCAAAGAGCCAACAAAGUAAAAAGAACGUGUCCAAUGAGGCGUGGGACUUUUGCAUCUAACAAUGUCGACUCGAUUGAGAGUCACUAAUUUGUUAAAAUCAACCAACCAUACAAAUUGAUCCAUCAUACACUAGAUUCUAAUCUGGGAGCCGAUCAUCAUCACAUAGAACAAAGCUGUUUGAGUGGUGAGACGAGUACAAAGACCCAUUACCCUAAAGAGUAAAGAACAAUAAAAGAAUUCAACCUUUCAAACAUUUUAAACCCAGGCUUAGGCUUAGAGCUCGUAGAUAUCCCAAUAAUUCAGAGCCAUCAUCACAUUUUCCACUGUUCUAUGAAAGCAUCAAAGACAGAGGCUUCUCCAUAACUUCGACCCAUCUUAUCAUGCUCCCGCCUUUGCAUGGUCUUUGAGAACACCUACGAAUCUAGGCAAAAGAGCAACGUGUUGGACUCUAGAUACUCUUUUUAGCCUCUAUAGCUCAUUGAAAUAUUAGAAAACUGAGACGGACUUUUUUUUUUUUUUGGGACUUAUUCUUGUGUGGCCAUAAGUAGUUAGGAAAGCUUGUUUUCUCUCUUCAAAUUAUUGAUAAGUUUUCUUCUCGAUGGGGUGAGGUGUGUGAGUUGGGGGAGAGGGGGAGAAUAAGUUUGGGUAUCUCGAACAACGAUGAUAGUCUGCAGUAAUGAUUUUGGGUAGGUAAGAUUUUUACCAAACAAAAGAACAUGUUCGACGUUAGGAAGAAUGUGGGAGCAGUCAAUCUAUCAACAUCCUUAGAUGAUUCGUGAAUUCUUUUCCAAAUAUUCAGAGCUUCCGGCUCCAAGGCUUGCACUUAGAAUCUCCUUCUCGCUUCCGACUCCGAGGCUUUCAUUUCCAAUUAAUAUGGGUAAUUGAGUCUAACUAGUUGAAAUAUCAAUUCUUGUACUUAUUUAAAAAUUCAUAGGGUGAAAUGUGACUGAAUAAAUGCUAAAAUUGGAGAAAUACAAAUUAUUAUUGAGACAUAUUGAAAAUAGAAUGGGCCAGGAACGGAGUCGGGGUUGGGUCAAGAGUAGUGCCACAUGCCCUAUACCAUACUACGAAUAGUCGAGUAAUACUCGUCACAGUACGAAUCAGAUCAAGUAAUACUCGACGGAUCACAUUCAAAUUGUCAUCCUCCUUGGGUCACAUGACACAUGCUUUCAACAUAUUAAAAGGACUCGAAAACUUCUCUUCAUCCUUCCACUCACUCCACUUCUUCUCUUCUCACAUGAAACCCUCUGCUCCAAACCCUGCCUCCAGAAUUUAAGGUGGCAGAGAAGAGAAACACCAUUCCUCUGCUCCCCUCACUCCCUCCCUCUUUUACAUCCAGUUCCUGCCAUUUGGAUUCCUUACAGCUUCUCCUUUUUAUACAUCUAACAACUCCAAAAGGUUCUUCUUUUCAAGCAUUUUGUUAACCAGUGAGCGAUUCACAAGUGGUCCUUUUGUCCUUUCUUCUCCUUCCUCUUCUUCUUAUUCCCACUUCCCACUUAGUUUGACUUAAUGCUCACUUCAUUGGAUUAAAGAACUACGAGAUCUGAUCUCACAAUUGGUCUUGUGAAAACAGAGUAGCCUUCGAGCUCUGUUUUUUUUCAAGAGAGGGCAGGGGAAAGAAAGAGAAGCAAUAUACAUCCAUGGGGAAGCUGAUGGGAUUUGGGAAGGUGUUUGACCGACUCUGCCUGUCCCCAUCGCCGCCCAAUUCGAAUUCAUGCUUUUGUACGAAAUCCCUGGAAGCUCAUGACGAUGGUGAUGAUUACGGGGAAGUGUUUGAGCAGAAGGAGCCAUUGAUGGUGAUGGGGAGUACUAUUGAGAAGAGCAACAGAGUGGUGAGGCUCAAAGAUGUCGUCUCUGUCAACCCGAAUCAGACUCUGGCAUUUCAAAUCAAGCCCAAGAUGGUGGUUCUGAGGGUAUCCAUGCAUUGUGGUGGCUGCGCCAAGAAGGUUGAGAAGCAAGUUUCCAGGAUUGAGGGAGUGAGCUCAUACAGAGUGGACCUGGAGAGCAAGAGAGUGGUGGUGAUUGGAGACAUACUUCCUUAUGAAGUGUUGGCAAGUGUCUCCAAGGUCAAGAAUGCUCAGCUUUGGAUUUAAUCUCUAUAAUCAUUCAUUAAUUAAUCUCCCCCACCAUUCCCAUUUUGUUGUAAAUGUAUCCAGAAUCCCAUUAUUAUGUAAAUUUCAUCAAUUCUGCCCGAUCGAAUGGAUUUUAUGUUAAUAAUCACGACUUUAUUGGAGAAUCGUUGUUAUGAACUCUUUAGAGUUUAAUCUAAUGCAGCAGUAGUUUUCUAUCUCGUUUUGUAACGGAACCCCAUGUACAUAGUAUUCGGAUUUUCUGCUAGGUUUGUCUGGCAUCUGCCACUUAAUUAACUUAUCGAAAAAGGAUGUUUGAGACGGCAAAUCCAAGUGGUACCACAAGGAAUCAUAGAGUAAAAAUCUUCGAACAGAGGGUUCUACGAGUUUUGAAGCUCGAGAGUCUGUGAUGCAAUGGUGGAGCCACGUUGAGAUGACUUCAUGAAGAAAUCUCACUGUCCAUGGAAAUUUAAGUCGAUCCAACGGUUGAAACCUAGACUUCAUGAAGAAAAAAAGAACGAAGCA